Molecule: messenger RNA, 3725 nt
Organism: Xenia sp. Carnegie-2017
Lineage: Eukaryota; Metazoa; Cnidaria; Anthozoa; Malacalcyonacea; Xeniidae
Product: FERM and PDZ domain-containing protein 1-like
Exons: 17
Coding region: 259-3528 (1089 amino acids)
Cellular component (GO): cytoskeleton
Molecular function (GO): protein binding
Source: RefSeq, a predicted model, not a curated record
GUAAACUUAUGUUCUCAUCUGAUUAUGUGUUUCAGACUGAGGAAAAGCAGUAUUGUGCAUAUUUUAUUAAUCUAAACACUGCAUAGUAAUUUUGCGUAUGUAUAGUAAAAUUUGUCUAGUUUGCUCUGCGAUGGCGAUUUUUAAUUAAAGAUGACAAAUUUUCUUGUUUACUAUUGCGCGUGCCAGUCUCGCAUGUUGAAAUAUGUACGGUACAUUUUUGGCAUGUGAAUUUCUUGAACUAAUAUUUAUGCUGAAUGAAUGGAGAAAUCUUCUCAAACGCCAACGGAGCUCAAUGCCAAUGACUUAGCUCUACCUGAAAAUUGGAAAUUUACUGUUGCAAACGAUGGUCGUUUGAUUUAUUUGAAUAAACUUGAUAAAACUUGGUCAUGGUUGCCUCCUAUCCAAGCUUGGAAAAGCAGACAUGGUUUGUCAUAUGGCUGGGAAAUAGCAUUUACUUCUGAUCAACGAAGAUAUUAUGUGAAUCAUUUAAAAAAGAUGACAUACCGAAGUUUGCCUUUGGAACAAGAGUCUAAUGAAACAACUGUGAUCGCUCCAAGAACUAGAAACAUUGUUAUUUUACGGCACUCAGAUAUUGGAUUUGGUUUUGUUGCUGGAAGUGAAAAACCUGUGCUCAUUCGAUCCGUCGCUGAAGAUGGACCUUCAGCAGGGAAACUGCACGCAAAUGAUCAGAUCUUAAAGAUAAACGACGAAGAUGUUUGUGACCUGCCACAGUCUGAAGUCAUUCAACGGAUAAAACAGUCUGCCCAAGAAUUGAAUCUUGUCGUUAUUGCUAGCGACGACGUUCAAGAUGUCCGAAAUAUUGGACAACGUAAAUCCUCCAUAAUGAGUCGCACUACUAGAGAAAAACGUCGAUCUAAUCCUGUGAAUGUUCGUUUUGCCGAUGGACCAGUUCUUGUCGAGUAUAUAGGAAAUCCUAGCAGACAGUCGUUACGACACUCAUCGUUGCCGCUCAUCCCCAAUGCACUGAAGAUUUUCUUGGAAAUCGGUCAGACCAGAUCAUUUCUAUAUAAUUCUUCUACAGUUGUCGAGGAACUGUUAAUAUCGCUGGCUCAAAAAAUUGGUAUAAAAAAGUUGGAUCAUUUUUGUAUUGUUUUACAUUCCACUCAAACAUUAAGAGAGUUCAUUGUUCGAACUAAUGAACGGGUUUCUCAGAUCUAUAUGCGAAGAAACUGUAGUAGUUCUACCUGGUUAUCCAAACUUCUUCUCGUAUUUGCUCCAAAGGAUGUUCAUUCAUUUCUUAAAGAGGACCCGAUUGCGUUUGAGUAUUUUUACCAACAGAUGUGUUCACAAGUUGUUGAAGGUCGUUUUGGUUGGGAGCUAAAAUAUGACACUGCGAUCAAACUAGCAGCGUUGCAUCUUCAACAGUAUGCCAUGGAAGAAAAAAAUGGAAAGAAUGGAAAAAUCUCCGUGAAAAGGAUCGAGCGAGAGUUAGGCAGUCUGAGCAAUUUUUUACCAAGUGCUCUUAUCAAUACGAUGCAAAAGAAGGAUCUUCAAAGGAUACUCACGCAGGAAAUAAAUCAAGCAAGAAAUCUGUGUCCACCUGGACAAAAGUACAUUUCUCCACAACAAGCUAAAUUACAGUAUUUGAAAAUUUGUAGCGAGAUAAAAACCUACGGUGGAAGGCAGUUCAAUGCUGUUGUCAUUUAUUCUGUCGCUGAAGAAAAGAGGUCUUGUCACAAUCAAAUGAUCAAUUGCGUUGUGUUUGUUGGGCCAAAUGUUGGUUUAGCUCAAAUAUCUAAUCUAAAAUCGUUUUUGAUGGACAAACUUGCGGAUUUCCGUGAAAUUGAUGGUCUUGUAAUCACCCCUAAUACAGAUGGCAAACAAAAUGUAAAACUGUUCUUAACCAACGGCAAGUGUUUAACGAUCAUCAUUGGACCAAUUUAUGAAACGUGGGACUUUGUGUAUUUGAUAACUGGUUAUCACAAACAUUUAGUACGUAAUGCUAAACCCCUUUAUGUUAUUGAUAUGUUGUCUACUCGUGAUGGCGAUAUUGAACUACCAAAUUUGUAUGAAGUGCCCUCAUAUUAUGACACACAUCGGGUUCUAACGGAUGACUGUUAUUAUAUAAAAAACGGCCAAGAAAAGGAGGAAGAUUUGAAGAAAAUUACAUUCGUUCAAAAGCCUUGUUUUACGAAUUGUGAGAUGUAUUCGUUCGUUGAUGCAAAAGCAACACAACGGUCAAAUUAUAUUGGAAAUGGAACUGUGGACGAACAUCUAAGUGUUAUGACGAAAGGCCAACUUAAUAUUGGAAAUGGAACUGUGGAUGAACAUCUAAGUGUUACGGCAAAUAGCAACCUUAAUUCAAUAGAAGAAGAACCUCAGAUUCGAACAUCAAAUGAAAAAAUUGAUGAUUUGCCAUCCGUGCAACAUGAAAUAAUUGAAGACUGCGAUCUUGAGAAGAAAUCAUAUGUACAAUCAAGUGAUGAUUUAUUAACUGUGUCCACUGAGGAAUUUUAUAAUGAUGCGUUGAUAACGUCUGAUGGGAAAGAAAUAAGAAAUAGUUAUGAUCAUGCAAACGGUGCAUUUCAAAAUCAUGCUUCAAUUCAUAUACAAAUUUCUAACAAAUCUGACAUUGUUUCUGGGAAAGACAAUCAAUUUGAUGUUUCCCAGUCUCCCGAGAAAAGAGUUUUUACUUCAAAAACUAACUUGUCCUCAUCAUGGACUUCUCCAGUCACAUCUUCAAGUUUCAUCUUUCUUCGUCAACCAUUUUAUGAAAAAGUUGAUUCAGCAAAUCUGAAAAGUACAUCUCAAGUUCUUGUUCAAAUAACAUUCUCUAGUCCGAAUGAAAGAAAUGAGGAAUGUGUUGAUUUGACUAAUUCUAGUUGCAGCAACGGAAUUAGGACUGAGGAUAGCGUCAUUAAUGAAGAAAGAACUGAAUGUGUCCAUUCACUUCCAGAGACUAAAACAAAUGGUAUUUUAACGAUAUCGAGUUUCACCGAAAAUAGGCCCGUGUUUACCAAUUAUAUUCCUUGUAACGGUGUCGAAGAAAAGAGUUCUGUAAUAGAUCAUGAACAUACAGUAGACGAAGAAGAAGCAGGUGAUGGUGAGUAUGAUUUUGUGAUAUCUCGCAAGGAAGCUAUCGACCGUACGGUGAAAACGUGUUAUUUGCUAAAAAGGAGGUUGAGCACCGCUUUACUCUUAAAAAACGCUACUGAAGCGACUAACGAAGUGACGCCUUCUCAACGACAAUCAAUGAUUGCCGAAGUCGAUCUUUUGGUGGAAUAUAGCAAGCAAAUUAAACUACAGUCGUCCAUAUGUGAUGAAAAUACCGUCGUAAAGUCUAUUCUAAGAACAGGGACAGCACUGAAGCAGUUGACUGAUUAUUGUACUUUUGCCUAUAAUGGCCAACAUGGCUUAAGAAAUUUCUGUACAGAAUUAGAAAAAUUAAUUGAAAAACAUAUUGACGUCUUGAUCUCCACAGAUAUUACAAUGGAAAUGCACAUAAACAAGUGCGACUUAAUUUUCAAUUCACUUGAAUUACUGCGUUUUAUUAUUAAGAAUAUGUGACAAAUAAUAUAUGAUUAAAUUACAUCUGUACAUAUGUGCUAUAACGACUAAACAAAUGACAAAGUUUAUGUACAACAAAUGGGAAAUGAUUUGGGAAAUUAUUAUUAUAUUUCAAAAAUAUCUUUUAGGAAACUUUCUUGUAAGGUUACCUCUACCGUGAGAAUAAAAUAAAGUUUUUACUGUGACAUAAAAUAAAA